CAAAUCAAUUUCAAGCACCACAUUUCACAUCAAUCAACAUGAGGCUAGGGACGAUUGAAUGAUUUACAUUGGAUUGUUGAAUGAAUCUUGAGUUAUGAUCUGCAAAGAUGGUAAAGGUGCAAUGAUGGAUAACGGCAAAUAUGUUCGUUACACACCCGAGCAGGUUGAAGCCCUAGAGAGGCUGUAUCAUGAGUGCCCCAAACCCACUUCUGUUCGUCGUCAACAACUCAUUCGUGAGUGUCCUAUUCUCACCAACAUUGAACCCAAACAAAUCAAAGUUUGGUUCCAAAAUCGAAGAUGCAGAGAGAAACAAAGGAAAGAGGCUUCACGUCUUCAAUCUGUGAACCGGAAGCUGACCGCUAUGAACAAGCUGUUAAUGGAGGAAAAUGACCGCUUGCAGAAGCAAGUGUCUCACCUUGUGUACUCAAAUGGCUGUUUCCGUCAACAUACACAAAAUACGACAGUUGCUAGCAAGGACAGUAGCUGUGAAUCAGUGGUGAGCAGCGGUCAAGGUCAACGGCAAUUAACCCCACAGCAUCCUCCACGGGAUGCUAGUCCUGCUGGACUUUUGUCCAUUGCAGAAGAAACUUUAACAGAGUUUCUUUCGAAGGCUACUGGAACCGCUGUAGAGUGGGUCCAGAUGCCUGGAAUGAAGCCUGGUCCGGAUUCCAUUGGAAUCGUUGCUAUUUCUCAUGGUUGCACUGGCGUGGCGUCGCGAGCGUGCGGCUUGGUCAGUCUUGAGCCUACUAGGGUUGCUGAGAUCCUCAAGGAUCGCCCCUCCUGGUUUCGCGACUGUCGAGCCGUUGAUGUCCUCGAUGUUCUGCCCACCGCCAACGGUGGAACCAUUGAACUUUUGUACAUGCAGCUUUACGCCCCUACAACUUUGGCUACAGCUCGUGACUUCUGGUUGUUGCGAUAUACUUCCGUUACUGAAGACGGCAGUCUAGUGGUCUGUGAAAGAUCACUAACAAACACCCAGAAUGGUCCAAGCAUACCAUCUGUACCGAAUUUUGUGCGGGCAGAAAUGCUGCCUAGUGGUUACCUUAUCAGACCAUGUGAAGGAGGCGGGUCGAUCAUAAACAUUGUGGAUCAUAUGAACUUAGAGGCAUGGAAUGUACCUGAAGUGCUGCGGCCGUUGUAUGAAUCACCAACCGUUUUUGCUCAAAAAACGACUAUGAUGGCGUUACGCCAACUGAGGCAAAUAGCUCAGGAGGUUUCUCAGGCAGGUGCCCCUAAUUGGGGCAGAAGACCGGCAGCUUUGAGAGCACUUAGCCAGAGGUUAAGCAGGGGAUUUAACGAGGCUGUAAACGGGUUUACUGACGAGGGAUGGUCAUUAACGAGUAAUGAUGGAGUAGAUGAUGUUACGAUUCUUGUCAACUCUUCACCCGAAAAGCUAAUGGGAUUAAAUCUUUCCUUCUCAAAUGGAUACCCGUCUGUUAACACUGCGGUCUUGUGUGCAAAAGCGUCUAUGCUUUUACAGAAUGUUCCUCCAGCCAUCUUGCUUCGGUUCUUGAGGGAGCACCGUUCAGAAUGGGCCGACAACAAUGUUGAUGCUUACUUGGCUGCAGCGAUCAAACUUGGUCCCUGUAGCAUACCGGGUGCUCGAGCUGGUAAUUUUGGGGGUCAAGUUAUACUUCCUCUUGCUCAUACGAUCGAGCAUGAAGAGCUUUUGGAGGUGAUCAAGCCGGAGGGUGUUGGGCUUUGUCCCGAAGAUGCGCUAAUGGGCCGAGACAUGUUUUUACUGCAACUAUGCAGUGGAAUGGACGAAAAGGCCGUUGGCAUGUGUUCAGAACUUAUAUUCGCUCCAAUCGACGCUUCCUUUGCUGACGAAGCACCGCUUUUGGCUUCCGGUUUUCGCAUCAUUCCUCUUGAUUCUUGCAAGGGGGAUUCAAGCCCGAAUCGCACCCUUGAUCUUGCAUCCGCACUUGACGUAAGAGGGACCGGGAAUAAAUUAUCCGGUGAUCGAGAUGUCGGUACGGGUAGUGCAAGAUCUGUGAUGACAAUCGCUUUCGAGUUUGCAUUCGAGAGUCAUAUGCAAGAAAGUGUAUCUGCUAUGGCCCGCCAAUACGUCCGCAGCAUUAUAUCAUCGGUUCAGAGGGUAGCAUCCGCAUUAUCCCCGUCCCCAAACAGUGGUGUUCAGGCUCCAGUUGGUACUCCCGAAGCCCACACUUUAGCCCGUUGGAUUUCCCACAGUUACAGGUGCUACUUGGGUGUGGAGCUACUUAGAGGUGUGGAUAACGGGAGUGACUCGAUACUUAAAUCUAUGUGGCACCACUCGGAUGCAAUCAUAUGCUGCUCAAUGAAGGCGAUGCCGGUUUUCACAUUCGCAAAUCAGGCUGGUCUGGAUAUGCUUGAAACCACACUAGUCGCGCUUCAAGAUAUCAGUUUGGAGAAGAUACUAGACGAAAACGGAAGAAAAGGUUUGUAUUACGAGUUCCCACAGAUAAUACAACAGGGUUUCGCGUGUCUUCCAGGGGGUAUAUGUGUGUCGAGUAUGGGGAAACCAGUUUCUUACGAGCGCGCAGUGGCAUGGAAAGUGGUGAAUGAGGAAGACCAAGCGUAUUGCUUUUGCUUUAUGUUUAUGAACUGGUCGUUUGUCUGAGUCCUAUCGGGUCGCUAGCGGAUGGUAGUUUGUUGGGUAGUCAAGGAUGUUUAACUUUUCGGAUCUUUCCUUUUGAAUGCUUAUCCAGUUUAGGCGUUGACAACGUUAACUUGUUCGUGUUUCUCGCUUAAAAUCUAACUGGUGUUAACAGACUAUAUGUUUAAAAUUUGUCUCCUGUAUCAGAUUUUUAUCAUGUUGGUAUCAAA
This is a messenger RNA of Helianthus annuus (common sunflower), 2808 nucleotides long. Its product is annotated as homeobox-leucine zipper protein ATHB-15. Lineage: Eukaryota; Viridiplantae; Streptophyta; Magnoliopsida; Asterales; Asteraceae. Bases 95 to 2602 code for a protein of 835 amino acids. Gene Ontology annotation, molecular function: DNA-binding transcription factor activity; DNA binding; lipid binding. The transcript has 17 exons. The record is from RefSeq and is a predicted model, not a curated record.